UAGAGAAGAGGAAACUUCUGAGGAGAUGGUACCAGGUUAUACAGCGGCAUUUGCACAUUAUUAAGAAGAGGGUCAAGAGCUGAGCUGAGCUACUGCCACCGACCUGCCCCGGGGUGUCUUUGACCGCACAGGGUAUCUCUGGCGCUGGACCAUGAGCUGGGAGCUGCUGGUGGCGGCACUUCUCCUGCUGCAGGGGCUGCUGAGCGGCGUGGAGUCUGCGGCAUGUAACGGAUGUGGAACGAGCAAAUGUGACUGCACUGGAGUGAAAGGACAAAAAGGAGAUAGAGGAUUGUCGGGUCUACCUGGCGUAAUUGGGUUUCCUGGAUUUCAAGGACCAGAGGGGGCACCUGGACCCUUGGGUCAGAAGGGUGACACCGGUGAGCCAGGACUUCCAGGCACAAAAGGAAACAGAGGCCCUCCUGGAUCUGCUGGAUUUCCUGGAAACCCUGGUCUUCCUGGCAUACCUGGACAGGAUGGCCCUCCUGGCCCAAUAGGAAUUCCAGGUUGCAACGGUACAAAGGGUGAAAGGGGACCACUUGGCCCUCCUGGACUUCCAGGAUUACUUGGCUAUCCAGGCCCCCCAGGAUUACAAGGAAUUAAGGGUGAUCCUGGAGAUUUUAUCGGUUUAAAUGGAUUGCAGACAAAAGGGGAGAAAGGUUUACCAGGAAUUAAUGGUUUACCAGGAACUCCUGGAUUGCCAGGUUUAGAAGGUCCAGUGGGGCCACUCGGACCAUCAGGUCGUCCGGGAUUACCUGGACCACCAGGCCUACCAGGAUCAAAGGGCUCAAUGGGCCUAAGUUUCCAAGGAGCACAGGGUCAGAAGGGUGAACCAGGACCUCAAGGACCUCAAGGACCCCAUUGUGAAGCAUCCGCUGGCAGUACUAAUUGUUCAGUAUUGUAUAAGGGAGAUAAGGGUAUGGCAGGCGAUAAAGGUGACCAGGGAAUUCCGGGAAGUCCUGGAUUAAGCAUCAGAGGUGAAAAAGGAGAGCCUGGAAAACAAGGACCAAGAGGGAAACCUGGAAAAGAUGGAGAAAAGGGAGAAAGGGGAUUUGAUGGAAACCCAGGUAGCCCAGGUUUUCAUGGAAUUCCAGGACAACCUGGACAAAAAGGGGUAAAAGGGGAUUCCGGACCACAGGGACCUCCAGGAAUCGUAAUACAUGAUGGUCAGCACACUGUUACUGGGGAGAAAGGAGACGCUGGACCACCUGGCUAUCCUGGUAGAGAAGGAGAGAAGGGCGCUAAAGGUACAUCUGGAAUACCUGGACUUCCUGGACUACCAGGUCUACCUAUUUCUGGUCCACCUGGAGCACCUGGAUUUACAGGAGAUAGAGGUGAAAAAGGAGAACAUGGAAUACCUGGGUUAUCUCUAACUGGACAAAAGGGCAGAGAAGGGCCACCUGGAUCUCCUGGAUUGCCUGGUCCACCAGGCAAAAUAGAUCCAACUCAGGAAUGCAUUCCUGGACAGCCCGGUGACACAGGAUCACCUGGAUUUCCGGGUCAACAAGGAUUUACAGGAGAAAGUGGACAGAAAGGUGAUAAAGGAGAUGGUUGCCCAGCAUGUGACACCCUGCCAUCACCACUUCCCGGGCCACCAGGUCCUCAAGGUCAUCCUGGACCAGCAGGUGCUUCUGGCCAACCAGGAAUCAAGGGAGACAGAGGAAAGACAGGUUUUGAUGGCUUACCGGGAGCACCUGGACUACAGGGUAUUCCUGGUCAGACAGGGAAAUCGGGAGAAAAAGGAGCACCUGGGGAGGUGUAUUUUGAACCUAGGCUGAAAGGUGAUAAAGGAGAUCCUGGUAUCCCAGGACAGCCAGGUUUUACUGGAAGAGAAGGAAGACCUGGAAGAGAUGGUCAGCCAGGCCAGCCUGGUCCCAGAGGUGUUUCAGGAGGAAUUGGUGCAAAAGGGGAACCUGGUCCAGCUGGGGACAGCGGUUUUCCUGGUAUACCCGGAGAACAAGGUUUUCCAGGGCCUCCAGGAGCAGGUCCAGCAGGACAACCUGGGGAAAGGGGAGAUCCUGGAGUGCCUGGAUUUGCAGGGUUACCUGGCAACCCAGGGAGUAAAGGUGAACCUGGAAAAGCCACUAUUAUAAGUGGACCGCCAGGCCCAAUGGGAAAUGCAGGAUCUCCAGGAUUCCCGGGAAAUCCAGGAGAGAAGGGCGCUCCUGGAUUCCCAGGACGAUCUGGGUUCCCUGGAGAAAAGGGUGAACCUGGUGUUGAGGGUAAAGGAAUUCCUGGGCCUCCAGGUGAAAAAGGUUAUCAAGGAAUGGAUGGUCCACGGGGCGUAGAUGGCAUUUCUGGUCAACCGGGUCGUGAUGGUUUACCUGGCGUGCAAGGAUUGCCAGGACAGAAAGGUGACCCAGGGCAAGGUCUUCCAGGACCUAAAGGCCUAGCUGGACCACCGGGUCCUUCUGGAUUCUCUGGAGAGAAAGGAAAUACAGGGCAAGCGGGUAUCCCUGGAGAACAAGGUCUUCCAGGAAUUCCAGGUUAUUCAGGGGCUAAAGGUGAUACUGGUCCUUCUGGAGCACCUGGCUUACGAGGUAACCCUGGAGUUCCAGGAUUUGGUCCACAGGGAGAACCAGGGCUUCAGGGGCCACCAGGGUCCCCAGGAGUUUCAGGUCCCAUUGGCCCAAAAGGAGAGCGUGGUCAUCCUGGUUUCCCUGGGACAGAUAUGCCAGGACCAAAGGGAGAUAAGGGGACAUCAGGUUUUCCUGGAGUCAUGGGCAUGCCAGGGUUACCUGGGCAACAAGGUGGACCAGGAAAAGAUGGGGAUCCAGGAGCACAAGGACAAAAAGGUGAAAUGGGUUUUAUGGGAGUUCCAGGAAUCCCAGGUCAACUAGGUGCACCAGGAAGUCCAGGACAAUUUGGGGAAAAAGGUGAUCCUGGUCUUCCUGGACUCCGCGGUGAGAUAGGAUUCCCAGGCUUUAAAGGUGAAAAGGGAGAAUCAGGUAUACAGGGAUUUCCAGGAACAAUUACAGACAUGGAAAGCAUGAAGGGUGACAAAGGAGAGCAAGGCGAAACAGGAUUUACUGGAUUUGAAGGAGAAAAGGGUUCACAGGGUGAUUUGGGAAGCCCCGGAAUACGUGGGAAAGACGGAGAGCCAGGAAUGCCAGGGAAGCCAGGACCAAAAGGAGAGAAGGGUGUCCCAGGAUUACCAGGAUCUCCGGGAGCUUUUGGUGACAAGGGAGCAAUUGGAGAAAUGGGUUUGCCAGGGUUUGCUGGACCAAAGGGUGAGCAUGGAACUCAGGGCACUCCAGGUAUGCCUGGGGUCUCUGGGACCAAAGGUGAAAAAGGAUUGAAAGGAGAAGAUGGUCUUCCAGGUGUUGGGAUUCCAGGGCUUCCUGGUAUAAAGGGUGAUGCUGGUCCCGAUGGUCCUGCAGGUUUCCCAGGGGAAAGGGGUGAAAAAGGUCAAGCUGGCAUCCCAGGCAUGCCUGGAUUACCUGGAUUAAAAGGAGCAGCGGGGACAGAAGGAUAUCCUGGCAGCCCAGGAAUACCUGGUGACAAAGGAGCCAAAGGCUUCCCUGGAUCGCAUGGCAUUCCCGGUUUCAAAGGACAACCAGGUGAAUCUGGAAUUGUCGGGAUCCCUGGUUCAACUGGAGAAAAAGGUGAACGUGGCCAUGAUGGGAUCCCAGGAACACCUGGUGAAAAGGGAGAUCCAGGAUUGCCAGGGAGAGGAUUUCCAGGAUUUCCUGGAGAACGGGGAGAAAAAGGAAUCAAAGGUGAUGUUGGUUUCCCUGGCUCUCCUGGAGCCACCGGCAUACCAGGAUUUAAAGGUGAUCAAGGGUUUCCUGGAGCUCAGGGCCCACAAGGGCCAGCAGGUUUUCCUGGACAGCCUGGAAUAGCAAUGGAAGGACCUAAAGGUGAUAGAGGACACCCAGGUUCACCAGGAUUUCCAGGUGCCCCAGGUGCUGUGGGUGUCCCUGGUUCUCCAGGGCAGAAUGGUCUAAAAGGAGAUAAAGGAGAUGCAGGUUGGCCUGGAGCUCCUGGCUUUCAGGGAGUUAAAGGUGAACCUGGAAUUCAAGGACCUCCUGGUGAUAUAGGUGUGUCAGGUCUACCAGGAGAUAAAGGAGAUAUAGGUCCUCAAGGAUUUUCUGGAAUACCAGGCAUAAAAGGCUCAGAAGGUCCCAGUGGACAGAAAGGAGAAGAGGGAGAUGGGGGUCCUCAAGGGCAGAAAGGCUCACAGGGUCCCCCAGGGCCUGCAGUCGAGUCCCAGGUAUUCAAAGGAGAUCCUGGUCCACCUGGACCCAUAGGCCCUAUUGGCCCUAAAGGAAUUUCUGGAUCCCCUGGUCCUAAAGGAGACAAAGGUCCAGUUGGGGCAGUUGGAUUGCCUGGGCCAGCUGGAUUGCCAGGACUUAAUGGCAACCCGGGUAACAAAGGAGAUCCUGGAAACAGUGGCCCAACUGGUCCAAGAGGCUAUCCAGGUCCACCAGGUUCAGAGGGCUUACCCGGCCCAAUUGGCUUACCUGGAUCCCCUUCUAUGGCGCAUGGCUUCCUUGUGACAAGGCACAGUCAGACAACGGAAGAGCCUCAGUGCCCUCUUGGGACAGUUCCAGUAUACACUGGUUACUCGUUGCUCUAUAUUCAGGGAAAUGAAAGAGCACAUGGUCAGGAUCUCGGUGCUGCUGGAAGCUGUCUCCGUAAAUUCAGCACUAUGCCUUUCCUGUUUUGUAAUAUUAAUAAUGUAUGCAACUUUGCAUCAAGGAAUGAUUAUUCCUAUUGGCUAUCCACUCCCGAACCAAUGCCAAUGAGCAUGGCUCCCAUUUCAGGGGAGAAUAUAAAACCUUUCAUCAGCAGGUGCAGUGUCUGCGAAGCACCUGCUAUGGUAAUGGCAGUCCAUAGCCAGACAAUCCAAAUACCGCAGUGUCCAGAUGGAUGGAUGUCACUAUGGAUUGGGUAUUCAUUUGUAAUGCAAACCAGUGCUGGUGCUGAAGGCUCUGGUCAGGCUCUGGCCUCACCAGGCUCUUGCCUGGAAGAAUUCCGCAGUGUACCAUACAUUGAGUGCCAUGGACGAGGAACUUGCAACUAUUAUGCCAAUACUUACAGCUUUUGGCUUGCUACUAUAGAGAAGAGUGAAAUGUUCAAGAAACCUACACCUUCAACUCUCAAAGCCGGAGAUCUCCGAACCCAUGUCAGCCGCUGUCAAGUAUGCAUGAGGAGGACUUAAUAGAAUAGAGUAAUUCAACAUAUGGUGCUAUUUGUUUAACAUGAAAAGCCAAAUACUUUAUCAAUGUACCUCACUAUAGUACAACAAGAAAACAGUAAAGUGCGUUAUAAGAACUCUCAUAACUAGCCCUGUUUUACUGAUCCUUGUCCGCUCAAAGAGGAAAGAAUACCAAGACUAGAUGCUUUUAUGGCAUACAAGAUGGCACUUUGAAAUGACAUAGUAUAUAAUAUAAUGCACUGAUGCUUUAUAACAGCAGAAGCUGACUUCUUAAUUCAUAAGGUGCUAGGAGAUAUACAGUACCUUAUGCUGUGACUCCACUUAUUCUUGUACUAUAUUUUUUAGGUUCUGUUUCAGAAAUAUAAAUAUUUGUUAUCAUUGUAUAAUUUUUGUUUUCUACAUAUGAAUUGUCUGUAUAAAGUAAAACAGAGAUACAGUAUUUUAAAGCUAAAGAUUUAAAACAAGAAAUACUUAUUUUUUGCUCCAUCUUUCCAUAAAAGUGAAAACCGCAAAAAGACACCAAUUGGCAGAAGAUAAUAGCUUAUGUCUUUUGUUAAUCAAAUUUAUGUUUCAUCUUGUACUGUAGCUAAGAAGAAAAAAAAAUUACAAAAGUGAAAAGUUACACUACCUUUAGUGUAAAGUGGAAAGGUAGUGGAAUUGUAGUCCAGCGCCCUCUAGCUGGAGAUCCGGGUACUGCUGUAUGCAGCUGUUUUUCCCCCACAGUAUAGCAGCAGCUCCUAUUACAGCCCUGGCUGAAAAACAACCAUUCACAAGUUACAAUCAAGAGAUUAUGGAAAUUGGUUGGCCUUCCCUUACUCUUCCCCAUUCACAACAAUGAUAAGUAGGUUAAGAAAAUCUAUUUAUUGGUUGUGCUCUACAUUACAGAGUCAUUCAGGGAAAAUGGCUCCAUAUAGCAAGCUCCAAGGAUCUAGGUAGCGUAGUGAGGAUAUGUACUACAACUAGGUGGGAAUGUAGAUUUCUUAUAUCAAAUAAUGCAGGUUGUUACUAACUGGAGCUUCUAAAACUGCUAAUUAUUUUCUCAUAAAGCUUCUCUAUUGCGAGAGACAUUUCCCUGUUUUCCAUAGAAUGCAAGAAAAUAUUGACAGAGAAAGGCUUAAGAUACAUAUACAUUAUAAUUACAAUACAUUCCUAAGUAUACAAGUAAAAUACACGUGCCAAAUGCAAUACCUUCUAAUAAAUCUAUAGUUUUCCAGCACAACCUAUAUUUUAGUAAUUUAUGUCAGUAAUAAAAGAGUAUACACUAAUUUUUAUAUAUAAAUGUUUUAUAUAUAUAUAUAUAUAUAUAUAUAUAUACUGUAUCAUGUGGUUUUAUUCUUUACACAAUUAUUCCACCAAUAACACUAAAAAAUUUUCAAUUUACAACUUUUUCUGUUCUAGUAAUUUAGAUUUUACCAAUAGGAAGGCCUGGCAAGAUUUCACACUUUGCCAACAGAUAGGCCUUGUAAGAUGUCACACUUUGCCAACAGAUAGGCCUGGUAAGAUGUCACACUUUGCCAACAGAUAGGCCUUGUAAGAUGUCACACUUUGCCAACAGAUAGGCCUGGUAAGAUGUCACACUUUGCCAACAGAUAGGCCUGGUAAGAUGUCACACUUUGCCAACAGAUAGGCCUGGUAAGAUGUCACACUUUGCCAACAGAUAGGCCUGGUAAGAUGUCACACUUUGCCAACAGAUAGGCAGAAAUAAUAACAGUUUUCUUAGCAUAUCCUCUAUGAAACAAAUGGGUGCAUAUUACUAUUACUGUAGGUGCAACGUAUGUUAGCAGGAUGUCUCAGUAUUCGUCACAGUGCAUUAACAACUGUACAUGCUAAGAAUAUACCAUUAUUAUACAUACUGCACACAUAGGGGCUGACUCUGAGUUGGACGCAGCUGCGGCUGUCCUUACAUCUUUUGUCGCAGUUGCGUGUGAGACUCUAUGCUAUUCCCGCUACAAAGCCCUUCCCUGGUGUACACCCGUAUGCCUGAAUGUGCAAGGACUGAGAUUCCCACUGUCAGCAUCUGUAUUUUGGUACGUCUUUAGAUGCCACCAUUGGUCACACCAUCGAAAAUUGCUCCAGUACUAUGUCAGGUGUAGUUUCGCCAUCUAAGUGUGGCCUGUUAUGUAAGCAUUUCAGCAUUUCAGCGACAUGCCCAAUACACUCCUGCAACAAUCCCAGAAGACGCAACAUCUUUGUGUGUCUUUUUAGCCACCCGCCUGUUAUCUACCAAUUAACAUCUAGGAAUGGUCCAUACACUUCUGUUACUGUGUGUCCAAAUCUUUACUGUGACUCUGUAAUUACAAAAUCAGAACGCAUGCGUGGUGCUACUUAAACGCAUAUGCGGUGCUACUCAGACACAUACACAUACAGAAAAACAUGACUCCACUGCUCCUGACUCAGAAUCAGACCCAUAGUGCAUUGGUCCAGGCUACAUUUACCAGACCUCGAAACAUCAGUCAUCAAUAGAUCAUCACUACAUAGGUUACACUCAUUGUGGACUGUGAUAAUUAGCAGAGUGAUGAUCAUUGCAAUCUAGUAAUCAUUAUUCUGCAGGGGCUGAACGUGGUAUUUCUGUGUCCCAUAGCAUAAUUUGGGGGAGGGCCUGACAAAGCCGAAUCCACACUUUGCUCUCUUCACACAUGCGAAAGGCAGGAAGAUGUGUAGUUCAGUCCAUUCUUGGGAGGAAUCUGUAAGGUGCAAUUCUAAAACACUGUAGAUACUGUAAAAUGAAGCUAGAUCAAUUGCAUUUGUGUGACGGAAUGUGACAAAAUAUAAAUGUGAGAGAGUGAAAAUCUGCAGUGAUAAGGCUAUAUUUAAGGGAGUUGGAGAAACCAUUUACAGUGCCUUGCUAAAGUAUUCACCCCCCUUUGCAUUUUUCAUGUUUUGUUGCCUCAGAACCUGGAAUUAAUUUCAGAAUUUUAUUCACAAAACAUGGCUACAACUUUGAAGAUGUUUUUUAUUUUUUUAUUUUGAAGCAAACAACAAAUAGGACAAAACAACAGAAAACUUCAGCGUGCAUAACUAUUGACCCUCCUAAAGUCAGUACUUUGUAGAGCCACCUUUUGCGGCAAUUACAGCUGCAAGUCGCUUUGGACAAGUCUCUAUGAGCUUGCCACUGGGAUUUUUGCCCAUUCGGAAACCAUCCAACUGCUCCAGCUCCUUCAUGUUGGAUGGUUUCCGCUUGUGAACAGCAAUCUUCAAGUCUGACCACAGAUUCUCAAUUGGAUUGAGAUGUAGGCUUUGACUAGGCCAUUCCAACACAUUUAAAUGUUUCCCCUUAAACCACUCGAGUGUUGCUUUAGCAGUAUGCUUUGGGUCAUUGUCCUGCUGGAAGGUGAACCUCCAACCCAGUCUCAAAUCACAGGCAGACUGAAAAAGCUUUUGCUCAAGAAUAUCCCUGUAUUUAGCACCAUCCAUCUUUCCCUCGACUCGAAACAGUUUCCAAGUCCCUGCUGCUGAAAACAUCCCCACAGCAUGAUACUGCCACAACCAUGUUUCACUGUGGGGAUGGUGUUCUUGGGAUGAUGGGAUGUGUUGGGUUUGCACCAGACAUAGCGUUUUCCUUGGUGGCUGAAAAGUUACAUUUUAGUCUCAUCUGACCAGAGCACCUUCCUCCAUACAUUUGGGGAGUCGUCCACAUGCCUUUUGGCAAACUCAAAACGUGCCUUCUUAUUUUUAACACUGAGUAAUGGCUUUUUUCUGGCAACUCUUCCAUAAAGCCCAGCUCUAUAGAGUGUACGGCUUAUUGUGUUCACAUACGCAGAUACACCAGUCUCUGCUGCGGAAUUCUGCAGCUCCUUCAGGGUUGCCUUUGGUCUCUGUGCUGCCUCUCUGAUUAAUGCCCCAUUCCCCGGUCUGUGAGUUUUGGUGGCCAUCCCUCUCUUGGCAGGUUUGUUGUGGUACCAUGUUGUUUCCAUUUGAAGAUGAUGGAUUUGAUGGUGCUCCGGGGGAUCAUCAAAGAUUUGGAUAUUUUUUUAUAACCCAAUCCUGACUUGUACUUCUCAACAACUUUGUCCCUGACUUGUUUGGAGAGCUCCUUGGUCUUCAUGGUGUGAUGCCUCUUGCUUAGUGGUGGUGUAGCCUCUGGGGCCUUUCAGAAAAGGUGUGUUUAUACUGACAGAUCAUGUGCCACUUAGAUUGCACACAGGUGGACUUCAUUUCACUAAUUAUGUGACUUCUAAAGGUAAUUGGUUGCGCCAGAACUUUUGAGGGGCUUCAUAGCAAAGGGGGUGAAUACAUAUGCACAUGCCAAUUUUAAAAAUUUUCUGUAUAAAAAUUCUGUUUUAUAUAAAUUUUUCUCAUUUCACUUCACCAACUUAGACUAUUUUGUGAGUAUCCAUCACAUAAAAUUCAGAUUAAAAAAAUUAAUAAAUUACAGAUUGUAAUGUAACGAAAAAGCCAAGGGGGUGAAUACUUUAGCAAGGCACUGUAUGUAGAGGAUAUACCAUACAAAACUAUGUUUACCAAUUAUAUUCCUAUGUUAAAUAAUCUAACAAUGGGUCCAUUAGCAGUUCCAUGAGCUCAGUCCGGUUUGUUAUUAAAGUUGAUAUUUAAAACUUUGCGUCAGAUUUGUAUUUUUUAUGUUUUUUAGAAUAGUAUAUCUUACAGUGUUACUGAAACCUAAAAAAAGUUUUCUAGAACUUGAAGAAUCACAGAAAUUUGAUGAACUAAUGUUAUUUUGUUUUUCAAUUGUUAAUUCCCUGAAUUGGUUUUUGUGAUUGUGCAUAACAGAAAAAUUCCAAUUUGUAAUAAAACCACUUGUGUAUUUUUUUACUGAUGGACUACUUUAAAAUGA
Messenger RNA from Pseudophryne corroboree (corroboree frog), 9950 nucleotides. RefSeq names its product collagen type IV alpha 1 chain (gene COL4A1). Gene Ontology annotation, biological process: extracellular matrix organization. Lineage: Eukaryota; Metazoa; Chordata; Amphibia; Anura; Myobatrachidae. The coding region runs from base 152 to 5161 and encodes 1669 amino acids. The transcript is spliced from 52 exons. Gene Ontology annotation, cellular component: basement membrane; collagen trimer. The record is from RefSeq and is a predicted model, not a curated record. Gene Ontology annotation, molecular function: extracellular matrix structural constituent conferring tensile strength.